Impatiens glandulifera is the source of this 838-nucleotide messenger RNA. RefSeq names its product BAG family molecular chaperone regulator 5, mitochondrial-like. Gene Ontology annotation, molecular function: protein-folding chaperone binding. Bases 79 to 696 code for a protein of 205 amino acids. Gene Ontology annotation, biological process: protein folding. Gene Ontology annotation, cellular component: plasmodesma. Lineage: Eukaryota; Viridiplantae; Streptophyta; Magnoliopsida; Ericales; Balsaminaceae. The record is from RefSeq and is a predicted model, not a curated record. The transcript has 2 exons.
UAUCACUUUUCCUCCCUUUCCCUUUCCUCAAGCGAUCUCUCUCUCUCUCUCUCUAUCUUCAUUUACUGCCAGCCAGCCAUGGCUAUGAGAAAUUCACGCAGACCUCGCUUCUCAUCAUCAUCAUCUACCACCUACACUACUACUUUCUAUGAAGGCCAUGAUUAUGCUCCUCCUCAAUCCAAUUCCAAAACCACUGAAAUUCCCAUCUCUCACACUUUACCAGCUUCACAAGAACCUUCGGCGGCGGCUACCAAGAUUCAAGCAUCUUACCGAUCUCAUGUUGUCCGAUCACUCGUCCGUAAGAUAUCUGCUAUCAAUUCCGAAGCAAAUCGAUUGGAAACACUUAUCCAGCUACAGGAAACAGUCGACGCAAUUAGAUUCGACAGCCGCGAACGAAUCAAGAUGAAUGAGGCCUUGAUGAAGCUGCUUCUCACCCUCGAUUCCAUUCCCGGCGCUGAUCCAUCUGUCAAGGAGUUUAGGAGGCGUACCAGUCGUCGGAUCGUGGGGCUACAGGAGAUCUUGGAUGCAGUUUCCGACACCAAAAUGAGCGAUUGGGAUGGAUUAAUGGGAAAUUGGUAUGAUGCCCUGGCUGAGAUUGAAGGAGAAGUUUGUAGAGAAAGAGGCGGCCAUGAAAUGGAGAAGUUUUGUGCUGAGAACUUGGGUUUUCAAUGCUUCCAGAGGUUUCUUAGCGAAUAAUAGUUAUGGUGAUCUUCUUCCUGCUGGACAUGGACAUGGCCAUGGCUAGGAUUAAUGUACAUGUCAUCCUGGACCCAACCCAGUACUUCACAGACCGAUUCUGGUUCUGGUUCUGGUUCUGGCCAUGUUAUGGCUGUAUUGC